Molecule: messenger RNA, 2139 nt
Organism: Pollicipes pollicipes
Lineage: Eukaryota; Metazoa; Arthropoda; Thecostraca; Pollicipedomorpha; Pollicipedidae
Product: solute carrier family 17 member 9
Exons: 7
Coding region: 13-1023 (336 amino acids)
Biological process (GO): ATP transport; transmembrane transport
Molecular function (GO): transmembrane transporter activity
Source: RefSeq, a predicted model, not a curated record
CUGGGAGGCCUGAUGGCUGACCGGGUGGGUGGUGCUCGCAUCAUGGUGGCCAUGUCGACAGUAGGUGCUGUCAGCCUGCUGCUCUUCCCACCGCUGGUCUCCAUCUGGCCACAGGCUGCCAUCCUGCUCCGCUGCCUGCUUGGCCUGGUCCAGGGCCCUCACUACCCGAGCCUGGGCAGCCUGAGCAGUCAGCUGGUGCCGGCGCCGCGUCGUCCGCUGUUCUUCAGCACGGCCCUGCUGGGCUCGCCGCUCGGCACCAUCCUGGUCGGUCUGGUGGGCUCCGUUCUGCUGGAGGGGCUCGGCUGGCGGGCCGUCGUCACGCUCACUGGCCUGCUGUACGCCAGUUCGGCGCUCUGGCUGUACGUGCUGACGCGGGGCCAGGGCGUCCCGGCCAGAGCGGCCGCCGGCGCGUCCGCGGCUGUGCCCUGGCGUGGCCUGCUCUCCAGCGGGCGGGUCUGGGCGUGUAUCCUGGCGCACAUGUCGCACACCACCGCCUGGUUCCUGCUCAUCUCCUGGCUGCCGUCGUACUUCCAACGCGUCCACCCGCAGGCGGAGGGCUGGCUGGUGAACACGCUGCCGUUCGUGUUGAACGGCGCCGGCACGAUGACGUCCGUGCCGCUGGCCGCCUGGCUGCUGCGACACCAGUUCAGCGUCACCGCCACCCGCAAGCUCAUCGAGGUCGGGUCGCAGCUGAUUUCCGCCGCCGCGAUGCUCGCGCUGCCGCGCGUCAGCUCCAGCGCCGCCGCUGUGCUGUUGACGUCGCUGUCGGCCGGCGCCGUGUCGCUGCACGCCAACGGAGGCCUGGCGCUGCCGCAGGACCUCUGUCCGCAGCACGUGGGCGCCCUGUUCGGCCUCAUGAACACCGGUGGAGCCCUGGCAGGCUUUCUCUCCAACCUGGCGGCCGGCUACCUGCUGGAGCUGCACGGCGACUUCGAGGCGGUGUUCCACAUGGUGGGCGGCCUGGCACUGGCCGGGGCUCUGGUGUUCGCCGUCUUCGGCUCGGCCGAGCGGCUCAAGCUCUGAUCAGUCUGCAGCCGUGAUCAGUCUGCAGCCGUGAUCAGUCUGCUGCCGUGAUCAGUCUGCAGCCGUGAUCAGUUUGCAGCCGUGGCCAGUCUGCAGCCGUGAUCAGUCUGCAGCCGUGAUCAGCUUGCAGCCGUGGCCAGUCUGCAGCCGUGAUCAGUCUGCAGCCGUGAUCAGUUUGCAGCCGUGGCCAGUCUGCAGCCGUGGUCAGUCCGCAGCCGUGAUCAGUCUGCAGGUGUGAUCAGUCUACAGCUGUGCUCAGUCUGCAGACGCGGCACUCCACCAGCGAUCCCCUCCCGUCGUGCACCGCUGUCAUUCCCCGCGUGGUCUCACGCUGCCGCGAUCCCGGCGGACGGGGCAUAUGACUACCUCAAAGCCUCGCGCGCGGGAUCCAAUGUAGGCUCCUUGCCGUGGAGAGUUUUCCGUCCGACAGAAGUGCUUCUGAGACGUGCCUCAGUGGUCUGUAUCUAGCUAUUGUUACACAACGGGUGUGUUCGACCUGGGCGGUUAUGUGCGUGGGUGUGGUAGGGGUGGGACGCUCUGUGGUGAUGUGAGUGGCAUGGGUUUGGGACGUUCUGUGAUGCUGUGAGUGGCAUGGGUUUGGGACGUUCUGUGAUGCUGUGAGUGACAUGGGCUUGGGACCUUUCACGAUGUGCGAGAUUCGUGUUCAGAGCGCGUGAUUUCGCAGCCUUGUUUCGAGCGUGACGCAUUGGGAUGUGACGCUUGCGGCGUUCGACUGCGGCUUUGGCCGGGUUCCCCCGGGGACCAGGACCAGGAGUUCUGCCGAGGACCAGGAGUCGCGCCCGAAGCUCUCCGCGGACCCCUGUCUCCUGGGCUCCGCGGGUCUCCGAUCACCGUUGCUGACGUCACGGACACCAGCUGGUGCGAAGCCGUGUCAUCCUGAAAUGUUCUAGUCAGCCCCGGGUCAGACUGCGCACAGGCCAUUGGCCAAAAGGCGCCACGCUCGGCUGCGUCAGUGGUGGUGGAUCCGUCGCGUUCAAGACGCGCCCAUAGAUGUGAACAGUGUGUGUCUUGCCGCAAUUGUGCGACGCUUCGGGUGCUUUUUCUAUUGGAACGAACAAGGUUAGGGUAGAAUACAAGCAUCUUAUUGUGUCGAUG